This is a messenger RNA of Protopterus annectens (West African lungfish), 6897 nucleotides long. It is a transcript of the gene CIITA, whose product is annotated as class II major histocompatibility complex transactivator. The transcript is spliced from 24 exons. NCBI's taxonomy places the organism in Eukaryota, Metazoa, Chordata, Ceratodontiformes, Protopteridae. Gene Ontology annotation, biological process: positive regulation of MHC class II biosynthetic process; inflammatory response; positive regulation of MHC class I biosynthetic process. The record is from RefSeq and is a predicted model, not a curated record. The coding region runs from base 294 to 4001 and encodes 1235 amino acids. Gene Ontology annotation, molecular function: ATP binding; protein binding.
GCUUGAGCUGAGCGCAGGGUGAGUGAGAGUCCGUGAGACGCCUAUCGCAAGAGGAGUUACCUGCAGCGCACCAAGCGAAGCGCGGCACCGGGCGCAUUACCCUCCGGGUGGCUUAUGGGCGCUACCUGCUCUAGUCUUUGGUGGCACGUUUCUUCUUACCUCUCAAGCACGGGCUCCUAGCAGGCAUAUACUGGAAUAUAUGCUCGCUGGACAAGGGACACGAGGAGGCGACCGUGGGCUGGGGGUGUGUGUGCACUACACAAGGACCACCGUAAACGGGGCGAGAGCGUGCAAUGACAGUAGCUACAGGUGCUUGUCUAUGGGAUUCUGCCAUGGAACCGACAGCCAUUGCCGAUGGUGGGUUCUGUAACCUGUUAAAUAGUGAACUGGAUUUCUUAACAUAUCUAGAAACCUUUGACCAAACUGAAGAUAUUUCUGAAGAUUUUAAUCAGGAUUUGUCCAGUGUGUUUGAUGUUAUCCUGGAAGAUGAAAAUGAGGAAGAUAAUCGGAAACCUAAUACAAACGUAGUAGAAGACGCAGCACGGAUAGCUGGAAUUCUGAAGUUCUUGCAAGAUGAUGUUGAAAAAACCAUCAACCUAGAAGAUUUUUUUGCAAAGGAAGUCAAGGAUCAACAUUUGCAAGAUGAAGCAACUCCUAAACGUGGUAGAACAUGCACCAGCACAGUAACCAGAUCCAGAAGUCGUAAGCGAAAAUCAACAUCAAGUCAGACACUGAGUAAUGAAGCACAGCCAAACAGUACAGGGAAUAGUACACCUCUGGAACAAGGACUCGGGCAAAUUUCUAAAGCACCUGCAAGAAAAAGAAAACCAAACUGCCAAAGAAAAACUGCUGAACAGAAGGUCAUUGAGCAGUCCAGUAACAGUACAACACCCAAAUGCAGAAGACGGACCAGAGGCAUAAAAACGGAAUGCAAAAUGGGAUGGAAAAGGCCAACACCAAAGAGGUUGCUGCAGUGUGCACCUCAGAGAGAAUGUUCCUCCACCCUUCCAGUUGUAAAUGGUCAUUUUAUGGCCAUACCUGCUUCUGCUGGAGUUGUUUCCACACCCUCUGGACCAGUGUCUCACAUACAAGUACAACUGCCUUUAGCAAAUCUGAAGUCUUCUGGGAAGCCAACAUUUUUAACAACUGUUCCUUCUCUUGGCUCCAUCCCACAAUGCAACAGUUCUGGAGGGAUUCAGCUUUUACCAGCUUUUACUGCUGUACCCCAACAAAUUAUCAGAUUACCUGUAUCUGGGACAACGCAGAAUAUCAUAAUCGUGUCCUCACCACCUCAAGUGUCACCACCACACUCACCUCUGAUACCCAUUAGUCCACCUGACGUCACGCAGAGUCUUGGCAUCCAGGGUAUCCCACAGUCUCCAGAUAGAAAUGUACCUAUGAGUCCAAGUACACCUUCAAUCACAGAUAUGCCCAAUACCCCAGGUUCUUCUGCAGGUGUCCCAAAUGAAAGUCCAGAUGAGGUAUGUCAGAGGCAGUUGUCGGACACUGUUACUGAGAGAGAAAAAAGCACUGAAAAACCAAAGUCUGUAGAAGAGUACACCAAAAUUGUUAAGGAAUACUUGAAAGACAUCUGUGAGUACAUGACAAUGGAGUGCGAUGCAUUGUUGGAGGCGCAUUAUACUGACGUUACUCUGAUACAGGGACAGCUUGAAACCAAAACUGGAAGGACAAGCACCAAGGGUCUAGAGAAAGAAAUUGUUAUUUAUGACGAAGCAGAAAAGGAAAAGGUCACCAUUGAAAGGUGGCAGAUGUUGGACUUCAGUGGCGGUAAACCAAAAGAAACAAAAUUAGUUGCCUUGGUUGGGAGAGCAGGAAUGGGUAAAAGCAUUCUUGUUCAGAAAAUUUGUCAAGACUGGUCACAAGGAGAAUUUUCUCAGUUUGAAUUUGUUUUCUGGUUUGAGUGUAGAAGGUUAAACGGUAUCAGAAAAUCCUUCAGCUUGAAAGAUUUGCUUUUUGAAGUAUUUGCAAAACCUCAAGAAAAAACGGAGGAAGUCUUUAGGUAUGUAUUGCGAAAUCCUGAAAAGGUACUGCUGAUAUUUGAUGGUUUUGAUGAGCUUCCAGACUUGGACGGAUUUAUGAACAGUUCAGCGUGUUGUUCCUUCAGAGACUCGGGAAGCAUCAAAGAGCUAUUCGCAGGGCUUUUUCAGAAGCGAUUGCUUAAUGGUUGUGCAAUCCUCAUAACAGCAAGAACCAAAGAGGCCUUCAAUCCAUAUUUGGCUAAAGUAGAUAAGAUCGUUGAAAUUAUUGGGUUCUCCUCCCAUCAGAUUAACACUUAUAUAAGUAAAUAUUUUGCUGGAACCAAUUUCACCACUGAUGCCCUGGAACUGAUUGAAAAUAACCAGUUUGUACUGAGUUAUUGCUAUUCCCCCCUCAUCUGCAGGUUUGUGUGUUUUGUGUGUGAGUUGGUACUUAAAACAGGAGAUAGAGACUUGCCCAAAACUCUAACUGGUUUAUACUUAAUUGUGUUUCAGCAGUUAAUAAAUAGAGACAAUUCUAUUGCUUUACAGUCAAACUGUUCUUUUAUUGUUAAAUUACUUUAUCUUGCUUGGAACUCUAUUCAGAAGCAUCAGAUUGUUGUGUUCCAAAAUGACUUGGACUCCAAAGAAACAAAAGAGUUUGCCCUGGGGCAUAAGUUUCUCUUUCCAUUUCCUUUGAACAGAAGUCCUGAAAUGGAUGAAUUUGGGAAUGCAUUUGGGAGCACUGUCCUGCAGAAUUUUCUGGGAGCCUUGCAUCUCAUUAUGACACCGGAUGUUAGAGCUCAGAGUCUCAUAAAGCAGGUAACCUUUGAAAAGAAGAGAAAAAGAUGUCAGGAAGACUGGUUAGACAUGGUCCGAAGAUUUUUAUCGGGUUUGUUAUUUUUAAAUAAUAAUGACCAGUGUCUUAACUUUCUUUCAUCAAACAGCAUGGAUAGUUUAUUAAUAAGGAAAGCCAAAUCACUGUCCAACUACUUGAAAGAGUUGCAUCCAAGUGAACUAAGUCCGAGCAAGCUUCUAGAACUGUGUCAUUGUGUAUAUGAAACACAGGACGUUGAUCUAAUUGGUGACAUUGCUUCAAAAAUAGGAGAUGAGCUUUCAAUGGCUGGCACACGGUUGACUCCACCUGAUGCAUUUGUGCUAAGACAUAUUUUAGCCAAAGCAAGGAAGAAUUUAGCAAUCGAUUUGAGAAACACUGGAAUAGAUCUGCUGGGACUUGAACAGUUGGUCAGCCUGCCAAAUGUUACCUUGUUCAGGGCCCCCACAGGUGAUACUAUCAAACUCUGGCAGUCUUUGCAGCACCGUGGAGGAAAGGCACUGUUAAGAAGGUGCAUGGAGAAAUUUACAAUUAAUCCCUUAAAACUUAGGAGUAUGAAAGACGUGGAUGACCUUACUGCUUUAAUCCAGAUUCAGGAGGAAGGACAGCUGUAUCCAUGCACAAAAGAGUCCAGUUUUAAGGAGCUCCAACUCCCUGCAAUUAGAGACCUUCACAAGAUAGAGUUUGCGCUUGGCCCUGUCUCUGGAUCCCAAGGUUUUCUGAAGCUUGCAGAGCUUCUCACAUCAUUUCCAUGUCUCCAGCAUUUAGACCUUGAAGCUCUGAGUGAAAACAAAAUAGGUGACAAAGGAGUUGAAAAACUGACUGAUGUAUUUCCUAAUUUGACAGUCUUGGAAACACUAAACUUGUCUCAGAACAGUAUCACAGACAAAAGUGCGGAAAAACUUGCAAAGGCUCUGCCAUCCCUUAUAUCUCUAAAAACCCUAAGUUUGUACAGCAACUGUAUCAGCGAUGCUGGAGCUGAAUAUUUGGCAGAAACCCUCCCUGAAAUGAAGUCAUUGUCUGAAUUAGAUGUAAAAUACAAUCGUAUAACAGAUGUGGGAGCCAAGAAGUUAACAGAAAGUCUAAAGAAAUGCCCUGGAAUGAAGAGCAUUGCGUUGUGGAAUACAACAAUCCCCCAUGCUGUCCUUGAGCACCUUAAAAAGGAAGACCCUAGAAUUGAUUUACUCUGAUUCAUACCAACACUGGAAAAAACUGAAGCAGACAUGCAGUGACGCAUGGAACCGGCACUGUGGACCGAAAGACCCUGCAUUGGUUUGGUUUCCUUCAUGUUUGAAGCCUUAGCAGUGUGCUGUGAAGGGUCACAUAACUACUUCCUGUGUUAUAAGGCAGUUGUGCAGGAAGUGAUACUAGACGGAACCAGAGCUAAACGCUCACUGCUACCAGGAGCCUAAUAACUGUAUUGAAAAGAACAAAGCAUCUGCAUACAAACUACUGUUGAACAGAAGGUGAUACAAUACAAGCAGAACACAGAAGAAAUGACCACACUGAAUUGUUUUGUAGGCAUAAAAUGAGAGUAUGAAAUAGCCAAAUAUUAUUUUUUUAGAGGGGUGAAAUAAGGCUAAAUAUAUAUAUUUUUUAAUUUAUAAUUGGGUGCAAUAUGGCUAGCUACUUGGUGGUGUCAGCCAUGGUUCUAGAUGAUUUUGACUGUUAGUGACACCCCAACCCCAUGUGUAACAAUGAGGAAAAGGGGCUGUAGAUGGAUGGAUGUCUUUUACAAACAGUACAAAAUAUACCAUGGAUCACAUGGAAUUAAUGUACAUUCCAUCACGUUAUGAAAUUAGUGGAGCAUGAAAAGCUUUAAGUAGAAUUUUAAAACAUUAUACCAGUUCAAGGCAUUACAAUGAACCAUUUCAAACCAGUGUAAAAAAUGGUAGAAACACAAGGAACAACCAUAGCCAAAUUGCUGUACUUUGUAUUCCAGUCCUUAUUAACCAGUGGAUCUUUCAGCUCUGAAACAAAAUCUUCAUAUUUUUAACAUUCUCUGUAAACUCCAUUUAAGGAUUUAUUCGUAAAGUGUUAUUUAAACAAAAAGGAAUAAUCUAUGCAAGUCCCCUUGAAUGUAAAAUGGAAUCUGUAACAUUCAAUCUUAGAUUUAUAAAUGAAGCCCAUUUUGCAAUACAUUGAUAUUUGCAAACCUCUUCUUUGAGAAUUUUGAUAUGAAUUCAAAGUCCCAAGAACAGUUCUUUAUAUUAUGGAUGGUUGGGAAUGGAAGUAUUCCUGCAUCGUGGCAAAGAAAGUUUUACUUCAGAAUAAUCUGUGAUUUUCCUGCAGAAAUCUGGUCCAAAAUUCUUGCUGAGAAAUCUCCAAAGAAAACAAGCCACAACUUUGAGGAAAUGAUAUAACUUUCUGCCAGUGUCGACUAAGAUAAAAUAUGUAGGAUCAUUCUACAGACUUGAGCUGUACCACCCCACCUAACCAAAUUAGCCAUAGCACCCCACCCACCUACUUGAACCUCAGAUCUUUAUACUGGUUGUACAGUUUCAGACUGAAAAUACCAUCCCUUCCAUAUUGCCUGUUACUAAAGAGAUAACUUGAAAAAAAUAUUGCACCAGUAUGUUUGUUAAACGAACACUGAUUUUUUUACUGUAACUUUACACUAUUUAAACCACUACGUGGUAUUUUCCUUGUUUAAUAAAUGUUAUAUGUUACUUUGUUUCUUGUUUAAUAAUUGUUAUAUGUUACUUUGUUUCUUGUUUAAUAAAUGUUACUUUGUUUCUUGUUUAAUAAAUGUUGUUAUAUGUUACUUUGUAAACUUAUUUGCCCUGCAGGUCAUUCCGUUUAAUGUCUUGUAUUUCCUGUAUUUAAAUCGUAAUGCAUAGAUAUCUUACAUUAAUCAUACUUGACAUUAAUUGCACUGUUGUGUAUUUAUAGCUUAAUUCCUCUACUCAGAUGAAACCAUAUAUGGUGGAAAUAGAUUCAGUUUGAUUCAGACAUUCUGGAAUCCUUAUGCUGGCCAUCUGUACAACUUAAGCCAUAGUCCAACUGAUGUAGGACAGGAGGCCUGUAUCUGCCCCUCACUGUAUUUAAAAAAGAAGCAGAGCCUUUUACAGGUAGUAAUAAAGUAAAUUUUAUACAGCCUUACUGAAGUACACCCUCUUCCCUAAUUACUGAAAUAUGUUUUUUUAUAAUUUUAUUCAUUCGUUUUUUUUGGUAAAUAUAUUCUUUGACGCUUCCUGUCAUUUUGUACCAGCCUGAUUCAGACUGCGGACACAUUUUAAACAUGAUACAUUUUGAAGUAUCCUGAUUUAAUACCUUCAAAGAUGCCCUGCACAGAAUGCUGCCCAUUUGGUAUAGUUUUUAAUUCAUUUUACCUGUAAAGUAUCCAAGUUUAAGGCCAUUUAUAGGGUUGUGACUAUAAUUGGUUUUAUUCUUCCACAAGAGCUAUGAGUAAGAAAUGGUUCUGAGGUCCUGUGCCAGGAACAUUUGUCUUCAAUGCCAUUAGCGUCAUUAACUUUGCUCUCAUUUACACAUCUGUCUCUGUAGUUGGUGUAACAUUUCUGCAUACUCAGCAUAUCUUAGAAAGUAGCUACAAAUGUACAGCAGAAACCAAUAACAAGUAAAACUAAGGAAAGAAAAACAGCAUGAUUCUGGGUAAAAAGAGAAUCCCACAUUCAAGUAUGCCUGUAUCAAGCAUACAGAAACAUAAAGAUUUGGUUUACGUAUUAAGCUGUAUUUAAAAAAAAAAAAACAUUUUAUCUGCAUUUUGAUAUUCUGCUAAACUGAAUUAUGUAUAUAAUGGAGAUUAAUAACAAACACACGUAGUAACGUGUGGCAGUAAUGCAUUAUUGACAAUCCACUGAUGUGACUCAGAUCAGCGUAUAUGAAAUGUUUUAACACUAAAAACUCAUUCAAGCAUUGGUAGCAAUUGCAAAAGGCAGGUAGAGAGCCAAUGACUUAAGAAUAUGUACUACAUGGAAAGAGUGUAAGCAGAAGAAAUCAGAAAUCUAAAAUACAUGCAGAUUUUGCUUCCUGAGGUGUGGAAAAGUGAGCUAAAGACAUACCUAUUUUGAAGAUGCACUUGAUGUUUAUGAAUAAACAAAUUGCAUUAAAAAUUGUUUAAACCUG